Molecule: messenger RNA, 5657 nt
Organism: Microtus oregoni (creeping vole)
Lineage: Eukaryota; Metazoa; Chordata; Mammalia; Rodentia; Cricetidae
Gene: Mef2c
Product: myocyte enhancer factor 2C
Exons: 12
Coding region: 538-1959 (473 amino acids)
Biological process (GO): cell differentiation; positive regulation of transcription by RNA polymerase II; heart development
Molecular function (GO): protein dimerization activity; DNA-binding transcription factor activity, RNA polymerase II-specific; histone deacetylase binding
Source: RefSeq, a predicted model, not a curated record
UUGUCAAUGAUACCUUUACAGCUAAAUUUACCCCAGAGUGACAUGAGCAGGUGCACUUGGGCCUGCCAGACACUUGUGCAGAGGGAUCACGCAUCUCACCGCUUGACGAUCAAGGGGGCAAAGCCUCCGUCUUCAUAGAAAAGGAGAGGAGGCAAACACAGCCCAAACUGGGGGGUUUCUCUUCAAAGCCAGCUGGUCUGGCUUUAUUCUACAGGAAUUUUUUUACCUGCCAGAGUUUGGACAACAAAGCCCUCAGCAGGUGCUGAAGGGCACAACUUCCUGGGGAAGCAGAACGGCACUGGUGCCAAAAAAAGAGCUGAAAACUGUGAAGUAACCUCUGAGGAGAUGAAGCGGAGCAUGGACGGCAAAUGGCUGUGGCAGUAAAGAAGGUGUAGGUGGAACGAAUGCAAGGAUUUGGGAACUGAGCUGUGCACGUGCUGAAGAAGGAAACGUGUUUGAAGGAAACAGGAAAGAGAAAGAAAAGGAAGGAAAAAAUACAUAAUUUCAGGGACGAGAGAGAGAAGAAACACGGGGACUAUGGGGAGAAAAAAGAUUCAGAUCACGAGGAUUAUGGAUGAGCGUAACAGACAGGUGACAUUUACAAAGAGGAAAUUUGGACUGAUGAAGAAGGCUUACGAGCUGAGCGUGCUGUGUGACUGUGAGAUCGCGCUGAUCAUCUUCAACAGCACCAACAAGCUGUUCCAGUACGCCAGCACCGACAUGGACAAGGUGCUGCUCAAGUACACGGAGUACAACGAGCCGCACGAGAGCCGGACGAACUCAGACAUUGUGGAGACUUUGAGAAAGAAGGGCCUUAAUGGCUGUGACAGCCCAGAUCCCGAUGCGGACGAUUCAGUAGGUCACAGCCCUGAGUCUGAGGACAAGUACAGGAAAAUUAACGAAGAUAUUGAUCUAAUGAUCAGCAGGCAAAGAUUGUGUGCUGUUCCACCUCCCAACUUUGAAAUGCCGGUUUCCAUCCCAGUGUCGAGCCAUAACAGUUUGGUAUACAGUAACCCGGUCAGCUCGCUGGGAAACCCCAACCUUCUGCCACUGGCCCACCCUUCUCUGCAGAGGAAUAGUAUGUCUCCUGGUGUAACACAUAGACCUCCAAGUGCAGGUAACACAGGUGGUCUAAUGGGUGGAGACCUCACAUCCGGUGCAGGCACCAGCGCAGGGAACGGAUAUGGCAACCCCCGAAACUCACCAGGUCUGCUGGUCUCACCUGGUAACUUGAACAAGAACAUUCAAGCCAAAUCUCCUCCCCCUAUGAAUCUAGGGAUGAACAACCGUAAACCAGAUCUCCGAGUUCUUAUUCCACCAGGCAGCAAGAACACGAUGCCAUCAGUGUCUGAGGAUGUGGACCUGCUGUUGAAUCAAAGGAUAAAUAACUCCCAGUCGGCUCAGUCAUUGGCUACCCCAGUGGUUUCCGUAGCAACACCUACUUUACCAGGACAAGGAAUGGGAGGAUAUCCAUCAGCCAUUUCAACAACAUAUGGUACUGAGUACUCUCUGAGUAGCGCUGACCUGUCAUCUCUGUCUGGCUUCAACACUGCCAGUGCGCUUCACCUUGGCUCAGUCACUGGCUGGCAACAGCAGCACCUCCAUAACAUGCCACCAUCUGCCCUCAGUCAAUUGGGAGCUUGCACUAGCACUCAUUUAUCUCAGAGUUCAAAUCUCUCCCUGCCUUCUACUCAAAGCCUCAACAUCAAGUCAGAACCUGUUUCUCCUCCUAGAGACCGUACCACCACCCCUUCGAGAUACCCACAACACACGCGCCACGAGGCGGGGAGGUCUCCUGUUGAUAGCUUGAGCAGCUGUAGCAGUUCCUACGAUGGGAGCGACCGAGAGGAUCACCGGAACGAAUUCCACUCCCCCAUUGGACUCACCAGACCUUCGCCGGACGAAAGGGAAAGUCCCUCAGUCAAGCGCAUGCGACUCUCUGAAGGAUGGGCAACAUGAUCACAUUAUUACUUAAUAGUUUUUUUUUCUUGCAGUGUGUGUGUGUGUGUGCUAUACCUUAAUGGGGAAGGGGGGUCGAUAUGCAUUAUAUGUGCCGUGUGUGGAAAAAAAAAAAACCGUCAGGUACUCUGUUUUGUAAAAGUACUUUUAAAUUGCCUCAGUGAUACAGUAUAAAGAUAAACAGAAAUGCUGAGAUAAGCUUAGCACUCGAGUUGUACAACAGAACACUUGUACAAAAUAGAUUUUAAGGCUAACUUCUCUUCACUGUUGUGCUCCUUUGCAAAAUGUAUGUUACAAUAGAUAGUGUCAUGUUGCAGGUUCAACGUUAUUUACAUGUAAAUAGACAAAAGGAAACAUUUGCCAAAAGCGGCAGAUCUUUACUGAAAGAGAGCAGCUGUUAUGCAACAUAUAGAAAAAUGUAUAGAAGUUUGGACAGACCCGGAAAGGGGUGGCCAUUGGUAAAUGUUAGGAACAUGCCCGGUCACCUAAUGUCCCGAGCACGCUCACAAACCUGCAGGCAAAUCAUUGGCGUAUGGCACUCAUUCAAAAGGAUCAGAAACCAUUCAAAGAGGACCAUACCUACUUUAAAAGAAAAGAAAAGAAAAAAAAGCAAAAACAGAAAAAAAAAUAAUAAAAACAAAAAAGUGUGGCGUUUGAGAGCUAACGUAUUUAAUUAAAUAAAUAAAUCUGGGUCUGCAUCUCUUAUUAAAUAAAAAAAUAUAAAAAUAUGUACAUUACAUUUUGCUUAUUUUCAUAUAAAAGGUAAGAAAGAGUUUGCAAAGCAUUUGUGGCUUUUUGUAGUUUACUUAAGCCAAAAUGUGUUUUUUCCCCUCAAUAGCUUCGCUAAUAUUUUAAACAGUCCUGUAAAAACCCACAGAGGACUUUUUGUAUAGAAAGCACUACCUUAAGCCAUGAGGAACUCCAUGCUUUGCUAACCAAGAUAACUGUUUUCUCUUUGUAGAAGUUUUGUUUUUGAAAUGUGUAUUUCUAAUUAUAUAAAAUAUUAAGAAUCUUUUAAAAAUCUGUGAAAUUAACAUGCUUGUGUAUAGCUUUCUAAUAUAUAUAAUAUUAUGGUAAUGGCAGAAGUUUUGUUUUCUUAAUAGCGGGAGGGGGGUAUAUUUGUGCAGUUGCACACUUGAGUAACUAUUUUCUUUCUGAUUUCUUUUACUCUGCAUACAUUUUAUAAGUUCAAGGUCAGCUGUCAAAAGGAUAACCUGUGGGGUUAGAACAUAAUACAUUGCAACAUCCUAAAUCAUUUUUAAAACAUCAACAAAUUAUUGGGUCAACUGACAUCCAUUGUAUAUACUAAUUGGUUUCUUUCAAACUAUCUUGUUUUGUUUCUUUGCAUUUUAUCAAAAGCAGGGCCCCUUUAAGAUCUCUCCAUUUCACCACGCAUCUUGGAAUUCAGUAAGUUCAUAUCCUAACUUGCCCAUAUUUUAAAUUUACAUAGUUCAUGUUCAGCCUUGAAUUUGAUGUUUCUUAGACGUAUUCCCAGAGUAAGAAGCUGUGUGGGGUUACAUGUCCUGCAAGUUGGGCCCUAGGAAUAAGAGACGUGAGGGCUUUUGUUUUGUUUUGUUUUUUUGUUUUUGUUUUGCUUUUUUUGUUUUGUUUUUUGUUUUUUGUUUUUUGUUUUUUUUUUUUGGUGGAUAAGUUACAGAUCUCUGUAGAAGAAAAAAUGUGGAAGAGUGGGUGCUAGAAAGGAGCGUAACGGUGGAAGAACAGUUGCUUGUCGUCCACCCUCAUGAUUUUAACUGACUCGUAACAAUCUUGUCAGCAGUGUAGGACUGUUGGACAACCUGGUCUACAGUACCCCCAAUGUCACUUCUGCAUAAAGCAUGUAUGUCAUCUAUUUUUCCUUCAAUAAAGAGAUUUAAUAGCCAUUUCAAGAAAUCCCAUUUAAAAAAAUACUUUCUCUAUGUCCCUUUUUUAUUUUAAAUAAUUUAAAUCUUGUCUAAUAUUCAUGUGUAAGGGAUUAAUUAUUAGACCCUUUAAAAGUGAGGGCCAUUAAGAAUCAGUAUAUAGUGUUGAAGUGAUAUUUCAGGCUAGGAAAUGGUUUCCUUCUCUGGAAAGGGCAGACGAUUAGUUCAUCUCCAGUCACCAGUCCUGACAUGAGGAGCCAAGAAUACGGUGAUCUCAGUCUGCUAGAUCAUAUGUAGAACAUGUUCAUCCAGUUUUUUAUUUCCUUUUACCUGCAUAGUUACUAUGUGUUUCUCACUGUAAAAGGCUGCCGCUGGGUGGCAGAAGCCAAAAGACCUUUAACGAGGCUAUAUUUUUCUUAACUUGAUCUGCAAUCCAUAAUUAGACCACGAUGCACCUUUGGUUGUAUCUAUAUAGGAUGCUAGCCUGCCUUGUACUAAUGUUUUAUAUAUUAAAAACAAAAUAAAGAUAUCAAUCAUUUCAUAUAUAUCCCACUACUAAAGGUAUCCAUGGAACAUGAAGACUAGUAUUUAUGCAGAAGAAAAACAGGAAAUUAACCCCUACAAAUACCGUUAUCUAUACACCUGUUUGCAUGUUCGCGUAUGUACACAAACAUGCAGUUGAAGUGAAAAAGAAAAUCAGUCCAUUAUUUCACACUAGACUUAAUUCCAUCCUGACGAUUCAUGUUUAUAACUUAAUAUGUAUUAAAUAUGCAAGCAUAUCACAAAUAUUCUCUGUCAUUUCAAAAUGCAUUUGUUUAUCAGUAUCAAUAGAAUCUUGCCAGUGGGUGGGAAAGGGUCAUAUAAAAAUACGAAGAAAUAGCCAUAUUAAAUUUUUACCUGCCAUUUGCCUCCGCAACAAAGCAAACUUGAGUUUCUAAUGCUAAAGAUAGAAUAAGCUAAUGCACCAGCAGGGGCAUCUGCUAUUUAUAGCAGCUCUGACAAUAGGUUUUUACAAACUCAAGAACAGACUCACUUGAAAACGGACUCCAGUCACCUACUUCCCACUACUGAAUUCAAAGCAGUAGCAGAUAGCGAAGGGAUAAUCUAAGGAUUCUUAAAGAUGAUUUUAUGAGAAGCACAAUCUUUAUUGUGACCGGUAACAUUCUCUGAACAGUCACACCUGUCUGUCUUUACCCUCCUGCUCUUCUGUAACUCACAGCUUGCUGUAUUGGAAAACCAAGUAUGGUUUUUAAUCACAGAAAGUCCUUUGUAUCCAGGAGUCCGGGGCAGAGCUCUGAGGGUCUAUUAUUUUACAUUACCUGGCCUAGAGUGGCAUUUUAGACAACAUUCAUCCUUGCAAGUAGGAGAACUGUAAGUGGCAUUUUACAUGGCUGCAAGUAUUGUUAUACCUAAUCCUAUUUGAAAAGAAUUUUGGUAACAGUAAGCUGAAAACCGGUAGCGGUGUCGCAGCGCAUGCAAGCUGCGCACCUGUAGACUGUUCGCACUGACGUGUGGAGGCUGUUUGUUUCAACCUUUUUUAAAAUUGUGUUUUUUAGUAAGAUGGCUUAUUUUUUCCCAAAGGUGGAGUUUAACGUUUUGUAAUGAUGAAUAUAAAAAUGCCUGUCAUCUUUAGAUCAUUUAAAGGUUAACUAAAGUGAGAAUUGCAAAACAAAUCCCAAUACACUUUUGAAAAGCAUGUCUGCCCUCUCUCACCUCUGUUUUUUGACACACAUACUCUUUAUCUUAGAGAUACCAUUUGCUCCCUCGAUCCCCUUCGCUUGUUUUCUCCCCAGAGAGUAAAUGCUUUGUAUUUCUUUUUUUUUUAAUUUUUUUUUUUUU